AUGGCGCUGAUCAUCUCUAUACGUGUGGAUUCGAUAAUUCCGUCCAUACAAACCUCUGCUCCUCGAAUUUCUCCUGCGUCCAUUUCACAAUCCACCUGUCCCCCCGGCUCAACCCAUCAUGCUAUCUCCAAACCAGCCUUACUGGGCAUCCUUGCCUCUAUUGCGCCUCUAGCAUCCAGUCACUCGCUAGAGGCCCGCUCCAAGCGAUGCGUGAUCCCCUCCCAAUACGCAUCCUCGCAGGGCCGCGCAGAUGACUCGCCCGCCGUCGCCAGCGCCUUCGCGCAGUGCGCGCACGACGCAACCAUCAUCUUCCAAGCCGGCGUGGACUACAACGUCUUCCAACUCAUCAAGGCCACGAACCUCAGCAACGCCGAGAUCCGCAUGCUGGUGCAGCGCAUCGUGGCCGGCGGCCAAUCGACCUGGUUCACGUUCCAGGGCCCGCGCGUCGACUGGACCGGCCCGGACGACGUGGCCCAUGGCUGGAUCGACUCCCUCGGCCAGGCGUGGUGGGACGCCAACCCGGCCAACAGCAGCGGGCUGCCCAACCGCCCGCACCGGAUGAGCUACCCAGACCAGCCAGGCGCGGCUGACCAACUUCCGCUCGCGCAAGCCCCAUCGCGUGGAACGGCUCCCGCAUCCGCAUCGCCGACAGCAUUAUGUACAACGGCGACAACGCCAUCGCCGUCGCACGACAUCGCCUUCGAGCGCAACACCAUCGGCUUCCAGUCGCACGGCAUGAGCAUCGGCUCGCUCGGCAAGAAACCCACCGACCCCGCCAACAUCACCAACCUGCGCUUCGAGGACGUCACCGUCGUCGACGCCCUGUAUGUCGCCCGCUUCAAGUUCUGGGUCGGCGGCUCCGGCCUCGUCAAGAACGUCGUCUGGAAGAACAUCCGCGUCCACAACGUGACCUUCCCCAUCUUCGUCACUAAGAGCUACUGGGACCAGGGCGCGACCCGGCCCGGUACCGUCGACCCUUCCUCCUCCGUCAUGAUGGAGGAUUUCACCUGGUCCGACUUCUCCGGGUCCAUCAACACCUUCCAGCCGGGCGAUGAGUCCUGCGUCUCCCAUCCCUGCUGGUACAACAACGGCCUUGCGAACCUGAACCACACCGAGCAGCGAUCGUCCUCGAGCGCAACACCGACUCCUCGUGCAAGAACUUCGUCCCGAAGAAUAUCAGACUGUACCCGCGGAGCCAGGCGCCGCCCAGCGUCGUCUACAUCAAGGCCGCAGCGGAGCUGA
Messenger RNA from Aspergillus clavatus NRRL 1, 1242 nucleotides. It is a transcript of the gene pgxC, whose product is annotated as putative extracellular exo-polygalacturonase. Gene Ontology annotation, biological process: carbohydrate metabolic process. The coding region runs from base 1 to 1242 and encodes 413 amino acids. The transcript is spliced from 4 exons. The record is from RefSeq and is a predicted model, not a curated record. NCBI's taxonomy places the organism in Eukaryota, Fungi, Ascomycota, Eurotiomycetes, Eurotiales, Aspergillaceae. Gene Ontology annotation, molecular function: polygalacturonase activity.